CGCAUUCACUUUUUAUCCAUUCACACUUUUUACACAAACAAAGGGACUCUCAACCCUUUUCAACGCGCGCAACAAACUACAUUCAUUUACUUCUAUUUAACAUCCCAUCCCAUCGUACUGCGCGACCGUCCAACGAUACAUCAAUCAUUCGACACGAUGUCGACCCUUGCAGACGAACUAUUGCAAGAUUUCGAGGACUCCGGGUCCGAGAAUGGCGAGGAUCAGAAUGAAAUUGGCCUCGAAUUCGAUGGCCCGGCUAUCGGUCCCCCAGCGAAUCACGAUAAUAACGAUAUGGUGUUGGAUGGCGAUGAAGAGGAAGAACCUGACGAGGAUGAAGAAAUGAGUGGCAUAAAUGGCGGGACCGAACCCGUCGAGGACGAGGAAGCGACCAAAGCGAAGGUCGAAAAGAUGCAGUUGGGCGGAGUUAAGGAUAUUCGCAAGGUUACCACUGUUAUGGACAGAUUGGAUCCUCUCCUUAAGGAUAUCGUCCACUAUCAAUCAAAACCUCUCGCGCCUCAUACCACCAACAUAGGUAAUAUCGAGGAUAACCCCGAAUACAAGAUCCUCACUGAAUCCAAUACUCUCUCCACCCAGAUCGACGGCGAGAUCAUGAAGGUUCAUAAGUUCAUCAGAGAUCAUUAUUCCGCUCGAUUCCCCGAACUCGAAACUCUCGUUCAGAACCCCAUCGAGUACGCUAAGGUCGUGACCAUUCUCGGAAAUGGCCCUAUGGAUUCGGAUAGCAUCAAAGCCCUCCAAGGGUCGACCGAAAAUGCACUAGGCGAAUCACUCAAGUCGGUUCUAGAUGGUCCUUCAUUGAUGAUUGUCACAGUCGAAGCUACUACAACGAAGGGUCACGAAAUUAGCCAAGAGGAGCUCGAGCGCAUUCUUAAAGCCUGCUACAUGAUGAUCAAGAUGGAUAAGGCCAAGAAAACACUCACGGACUAUGUCCAGUCUCGAAUGAAUAUAUUCGCUCCUAACUUGACGGCUUUAGUCGGAUCACUUACGGCCGCGCAAUUGAUCAAUACGGCUGGAGGUUUAACGAAUCUCUCUCGAACGCCAGCUUGCAAUCUCGCCGCUUGGGGCUCUAAAAGAAUAGGAAACACGGCUUUCGCCACCAAUGUGGGGGUUAAGCAACAAGGUUAUCUUUUCCAUUCGCCAAUUAUCCGUGGCAUCCCCAACGAUAUAAAGAAAAAGGCCAUGAAGGCAGUAGCAGCAAAACUUGUUUUGGCUGCGCGUGCAGAUACUGGUCAUACGAACCCCGACGGAUCAUACGGCGAAGAACUACGAAGUCAAUGUCUAGAGAGAUUGGAUAAACUGACAGAACCGCCCCCCAACAAGGGUCAGCGAGCCUUACCAGCCCCAGACGACAAGCCCUCACGAAAGCGAGGUGGACGACGAGCACGCAAGGCAAAGGAAGCAACGGCGAUGACCGAACUUCGUAAAGCUCAGAACCGCAUGGUUUUUGGCAAGGAAGAACGAGAAACCGACUACGGCAUAGGUGAUUCUUCGGCGGGCAUGGGCAUGAUUGGCCAGACGAACGACGGACGAAUACGGGGUAUGCAGAUUGACAACCGGACGCGCGCGAAGCUGAGUCAGAAAUCCAAGGGUUGGGGCGGCGCGACACCCAUCGGUGGCUCGGCGUCGUCGCUACGCGGAUUCGGCCAAUCGGGCAACAACAUUGACCUACGCGGUAAGGGACUACGUACUUCAGGGGUAGGGUCUACGAUCGGUGGUGGUGCGGGGACUGCCUCUUCCCUGGCGUUCACACCGGUCCAGGGACUCGAGCUCGUGGACCCCAAGGUACAAGCUGAGCUUAACCGCAAGAGAAAGGCGGAGGAGGACCGCUGGUUUAAGGGUGGUACUUUCACCCAGGUCGCAGGCAGUGGGACGGCUAGUAACGGUGGUGCACCCCCUCCGAACAAGAAAGUCGACACCGGUGCUGGCAAAAUGGGGCCCCCGUCACUCCCCGCUAAGAAAUAAGGCGGAGGUGAGGAGGUGGAUGGGUUCAAUGGGUCCCCUUCGAUGUAGAUGACCCCGAAAUUUCGCGAAGUAGGGGUUAGGGGUUCUUAUUUUCUGCAGUGUACGGCAGAACGGACCAACAACGUAAGGGGUUUAGGUAUGGCGUCUAAGAGCCGGUGGGGUUUAGUCAACUGUUUUUGCCUCUUUUUGUCCUUGUUCUUACAGCAGCACUAGGUUCGGUCGCAUAGUAUUGGCGUUUUUGGCUGGAAAGGAGGCUAGAGUCGUAACUAGGCUAGCUAAGCUACAUAUAGGUAGCUACAUAUAUCAAAGAACGAGCGCCAAAAUGGUUGGGGGCCUUUUUUGGUAUCUGCUGAACUAACUGGCUUUAUUACUGCAGAAUCGUGCGUCUAGU
This is a messenger RNA of Hypoxylon trugodes, 2371 nucleotides long. Its product is annotated as pre-mRNA splicing factor. Gene Ontology annotation, biological process: mRNA splicing, via spliceosome; spliceosomal tri-snRNP complex assembly. The transcript is spliced from 2 exons. Gene Ontology annotation, cellular component: U4/U6 x U5 tri-snRNP complex; precatalytic spliceosome; U4 snRNP. NCBI's taxonomy places the organism in Eukaryota, Fungi, Ascomycota, Sordariomycetes, Xylariales, Hypoxylaceae. The record is from RefSeq and is a predicted model, not a curated record. The coding region runs from base 157 to 1980 and encodes 607 amino acids.